AGAACCUUAUUCAAUCUUGUCAACUAAGAAAGAGUUAUUUCUGUUAAACCAGCGAAGACACCAAGGAAGAAAAAACACACAAAACUUAAACCCAAAAAUAGCAAAAUAAGGUAACAAAAUGGGGUUGCAAUGGAUGAUAUUGACAUACGUGGUAGCAGCAGAAGCAGCCAUAGCUAUUCUCCUGACAUUACCAUCUCCCAAAGCUCUAAAAUCACGUUUCGUUUCUCUAAUUUCACUCGCCCUUCAACCUUCUCUUUUCAUUGUUCCUUUCUCUGCUUUUCAGCUCCUCGAUAUUUAUUGGAAAAAUGAGCAUCGUUUGAUGUGUACGGGUGAGAUUUGCACUGCUUCUGAGAGAGACCGCUACGACAAGUCGAUCUUCAAGGCUCAAAGAAAUGCUAUCUUAUGUCUGGCAGCAUGCUUUCUCUACUGGUGUAUCUAUCGUGUUUGCAAGUACUACAAGGAGAUUCAGAGCAUUGAGGAAGUAGAAAAAAGAUACAAAAACCAGUAGCUUUUCUAUCUAUGCCCCACUCAUUAUUCAAGGCUAGUUGUAGCUAAAUCGGAGCCUCGUAACGUUUAGACAAUGUAGUGUAAUGUGUUAUAUGAGUCGAGUUUGCUUUUUCUCGUUUGCUCAAUAAAACAGAACAUACCUGUAAUUGGUUUCUGCCAUCACACCUAUAUGUAUUCAAGUAUGUCGUCAGUUCUCUCUUAUGUAAAUUCAGGACAUAAACUACAAGACUUUGUAAAGUUGGCUGGAGUGCUAGAAUUCAUGUUUUCAUGAAUAUCAAUAAUAUUCAAUUAAUACGAAUUAAUUUACUA
Molecule: messenger RNA, 816 nt
Organism: Lycium ferocissimum
Lineage: Eukaryota; Viridiplantae; Streptophyta; Magnoliopsida; Solanales; Solanaceae
Exons: 4
Coding region: 119-508 (129 amino acids)
Biological process (GO): endoplasmic reticulum to Golgi vesicle-mediated transport; intracellular protein transport
Cellular component (GO): endoplasmic reticulum; endoplasmic reticulum membrane
Source: RefSeq, a predicted model, not a curated record